This is a messenger RNA of Solanum stenotomum, 1983 nucleotides long. Its product is annotated as putative disease resistance protein RGA1. Lineage: Eukaryota; Viridiplantae; Streptophyta; Magnoliopsida; Solanales; Solanaceae. Bases 1 to 1983 code for a protein of 660 amino acids. The record is from RefSeq and is a predicted model, not a curated record. Gene Ontology annotation, biological process: defense response to other organism. The transcript is spliced from 2 exons. Gene Ontology annotation, molecular function: protein binding; ADP binding.
AUGCAACGUGCAUUUGGAUACCAAGAAGAAAUAAAUCCUAACCUUGUGGCUAUCGGAAAGGAGAUUGUGAAAAAAUGUGGUGGGGUGCCUCUAGCAGCCAAGACUCUUGGAGGUAUUUUGCGCUUCAAGAGAGAAGAAAGAGAAUGGGAACAUGUGAGAGAUAGCGAGAUUUGGAAUUUACCUCAAGAUGAAAGUUCUAUUCUGUCUGCCCUGAGACUGAGUUAUCAUCAUCUUCCACUUGAUUUGAGACAAUGCUUUGUGUAUUGUGCGGUGUUCCCAAAGGACACCGAAAUGAAAAAAGAAAAGCUAAUUGCUUUCUGGAUGGCACAUGGUUUUCUUUUAUCAAAAGGAAACAUGGAGCUAGAGGAUGUGGGUAAUGAAGUAUGGAAUGAAUUAUACUUGAGGUCUUUCUUCCAAGAGAUUGAAGUUAAAUCUGGUAAAACUUAUUUCAGUAUGCAUGAUCUCAUCCAUGAUAUGGCUACAUCUCUGUUUACAGCUUGCACAUCAGGCAGCAAUAUCCGCGAAAUAAAUGCCAAAGGUUACUCACAUAAGAUGUCCAUUGGUUUUGCUCAAGUGGUGUCUUCUUACCCUCCUUCCCCCUUGAAAAAGUUUAUCUCGUUAAGAGUGCUUAAUCUAAGUAAAUUAGAACUUAAGCAGUUACCGUCUUCCAUUGGGGAUCUAGUACAUUUAAGAUACCUGGACUUGUCUGACAAUGGUAGAAUUCGUAGUCUUCCAGAGCAGUUAUGCAAGCUUCAAAAUCUGCAGACUCUUGAUCUACAGGAUUGCCUGUCACUUUGUUGUUUGCCAAAACAAACAAGUAAACUUGUUAAUCUCCGAAAUCUUUUACUUGAUAACUAUUUAUUGAAAUCUAUGCCACCAAGGAUAGGAUCUUUGACAUGUCUUAAGACUCUAGCUUGCUUUGUAGUGGGCGAGAGGAAAGGUUAUCAACUUGGUGAACUAGGAAGCCUAAAUCUUUAUGGCUCGAUUAAAAUCUCGCAUCUUGAGAGAGUGAAGAAUGAUAAAGAUGCAAAAGAAGCCACUUUAUCUGCAAAAGAGAAUCUGCAUUCUUUAAGCAUGAGUUGGGAUGAACCAUAUAGAUAUGAAUCAGAAGAAGUCAAAGUGCUUGAAGCUCUCAAACCACACCCCAAUCUGACUUCUUUAACGAUCAGUGGCUUCAGAGGAUUCCGUUUCCCUAAUUGGAUAAAUCACUCAGUUUUGAGAAAUGUUGUCUCUAUUACAAUUAGAGGUUGUGAAAACUGCUCUUGCUUACCACCCUUUGGUGAGCUGCCUUGUCUAGAAAGUCUAAUGUUACACUGGGGGUCUGCGGAUGUGGAGUAUGUUGAAGAAGAGGAUAUUGAUGUUCAUUCUGGAUUCCCCACAAGAAUAAGGUUUCCAUCCUUGAGGAAACUUGCUAUAUGGGACUUUGGUAAUCUGAAAGGAUUGCUGAAAAAGGAAGGAGAAGAGCAAUUCCCUGUGCUUGAAGAGAUGAUAAUUCAGUGGUGCCCUGUGUUUGUUAUUCCGACCCUUUCUUCUGUCAAGAAAUUGGUAGUUCAUGGGGACAAGUCAGAUGCAAUAGGUUUCAAUUCCAUAUCUAAUCUCAGGGCUCUUACUUCCCUCUACAUUAGCAGUAACUAUGAAACUACUUCACUCCCAGAAGAGAUGUUCAAAAACCUUGCAAAUCUCAAAGACUUGACUAUCUCUGACUUCAAGAAUCUCAAAGAGCUGCCUACCUGCCUGGCUAGUCUCAAUGCUUUGAAUAGUCUGCAAAUUGAAUAUUGUGAAGCACUAGAGAGUCUCCCAGAGGAAGGGGUGAAAGGUUUAACUUCACUCACUGAGUUGUCUGGAAUACGCGAGCAAAUUUUCAUGAAAUUUGACAUACCUGUUGUCUCUUUCUUCACUUCUGGUGCUGCAAUGGAGUUUGUCGGAUGGAAAAAUCAUGGUGAGAUUCGAAUUCUUCCUGGAUUGCCUGAAACAGAGGAAUGA